Opisthorchis viverrini is the source of this 252-nucleotide messenger RNA. RefSeq lists its product as hypothetical. The transcript is spliced from 2 exons. The record is from RefSeq and is a predicted model, not a curated record. Lineage: Eukaryota; Metazoa; Platyhelminthes; Trematoda; Opisthorchiida; Opisthorchiidae. The coding region runs from base 1 to 252 and encodes 83 amino acids.
AUGUCAGACGUCAGGUGGAAGAGGUUUUGUGUUUAUCAUUUUCGGACAACACAAACGCGUCUGGCAGUAUCGACUGAAGUAAGUUGCUGCGGUUACUCGAAAAAGGUUCGAGUUACUAGCCUUUUUUCAUACGGCAACAAGUAUAUGAUAGGCACUGAAAACGGCGUGAUAAAAGAAGGGCAUUUCCACAUUCUAUGCCGCAUUGUUGCACUCUUCCUGCUUUUACCUUUUACCGUAACUCUCAUGACAUAA